Pisolithus orientalis is the source of this 561-nucleotide messenger RNA. RefSeq lists its product as uncharacterized. NCBI's taxonomy places the organism in Eukaryota, Fungi, Basidiomycota, Agaricomycetes, Boletales, Pisolithaceae. The record is from RefSeq and is a predicted model, not a curated record. The coding region runs from base 1 to 561 and encodes 186 amino acids. The transcript has a single exon.
AUGGCCCAGUGGCCCCAGUUUAUAACCCAGUCGUUCAAUUCAGCACUUGCCAUUGAUCCUACUGGCAAAGAUGAAUCUGUAUUCCAUGGACCAUAUACUCGUCUCCUCUAUAGUCUAUUCUCUUUGGAUGGCCUGUACGAGAUCGCGCCGAAGUACAAAUUCCAAGGCACUCAAGAUGCUUUCGAGCUCGUCACGAUUUUUGUUGUCGAGCCCCAACGGCAUCCAGUUUUCUUCAUAGAAGUCAGACCCUCUGCUUCCUUGCCUUAUGACUCUAAACGCGAGGAGGCAGAUAAUCAGAUGAGGCGGCGUGUUAGGGACUUGCGAGUGAACUUGACUAUCCCUGUUCUGUAUGGUGUUAGUGCAUUUGGCACUCGCCUCUCCUUCUACAGAUACGAUACUGGCUCGCAGGUGUUGACACCAGAGCAGAUUCUGGUUCAUCCGACUCGUCUUACGGAUGUUGCGCCGGCUGAUCGCUGGAACUGUGAUGUCCUGCAGGCGGAUGGGGCGCAACGCUUGAGAGAAGUUGUAGAGCAGGUGAAGCAGAUGUGUGCUCGAAUCUGA